Closterium sp. Naga37s-1 is the source of this 4260-nucleotide messenger RNA. Lineage: Eukaryota; Viridiplantae; Streptophyta; Zygnematophyceae; Desmidiales; Closteriaceae. The record is from the annotation of a GenBank genome assembly.
AUGUGGUUCCAUGAGCACCAACCUAGCACCUCCAUAGCGACUGUAAGCACGUUAAAGCUGCCCAAGCUCACUAGAACAGCAGCAGUGCCUCAACCUGUGAGCAUUACGCCUUGUUUCACCUCCCCUGUCCCCCCUCUUCCAUUUUCCCUUGCUCCACUCCACCCCUCCCUCACAUCACAUCACAUCACGUGCGUCCUCCCCUCAGCCCGGCGUUCGAGAGAAUUCUCAACGCUGCUGGGAUCCGUGGCCCCUGCUGCUCCCUUUUAUGCAGUCACCAUCUUUCGCUUCCCCAUCUACGAGUUCCCCCCGUGCACCAACGUAUACACGGUGUAUCCGCCUGUUGUAGACCAGUUUCUGCGCACGGGCGAACGUUCUGCUAUGCCCCCGGUUUUGUUCCCGACUCAACACAUUGGGUUAGUGUACGGCAUCCCCAUCGUCCGGUCACCAUUCACCACGCACGUUACCGUGGAGCAAGGGAAAGCGAAGCUGGCCGGAUUCAUUGCCGGGGCAAUCGACACGGAGACGCUCAUCUCGUAUGCCCUCAUGGAUGUGCUCAACCAGACAACCAACAAGUACUCGUUUCAUCUCUACGAUGUCACGGAUGGGAGUGCCCCUGUGCUCAUGUUCGGUGCCAACCUCAUCCGCAAGGGAAGCGGCAUAUUAUCGGCCUUUCUCGACCCUGCGACCAUUCCGCCGGGCGACAAGGAAGUUCAACCCUUCCCGGAGCCCUUCUGUUCUCGAACCUUUGAAGUCCAUUGCAGGUUCCUGGACAGUGGCAGUGCGUGGCGGCUGGUGUGGGCGCCGGUGCUGGUGGCGGUGCUGGUGGCGGUGGUGGCGGUGCUGCUGACGCUGAUCGUGGUGUUCCUGGCGCGCAAGCAGGCGGCCAUCAGCCGCGCCGUGAGGGAGGUGGAGCUCUGCACUGCCGUGCUCAAGCGCGCCAAGCGCUCCAAGAGCGAGACCGUUGCCAAUCUGUCGCACGAGCUGCGCACUCCCAUCGUGGGCAUGCUAGGUUGGUGCCAACAAGUUACGCGCCCUGUGUUCAUGUUCGACCUCCUCCUACUGCCAUUUCUUGCCAUGACCCUCCCCACCACGCGGCCCUGCUUCCCGCCUCCCGCUAGGGAUGAGGAUGAUGGACGCCCUACCGGCGGAGAGCGGGCUGCCAUUGCUUGCCUCAUUCCAACAUCAUCCGCCCCUUCCUUCUGCCUCUCACCAGGCAUGAUGGAGGCGUUACUGGAGAGCGAGCUGGAGGGCGGGCAGCACCGGGACCUGACAACAGCCAAGGAGUGUGCAGCAGCCAUCGUGGGGCAACUCAACUCCGUGCUCGACCUCGCCAAGCUGCACGCCGGCCGCCUCUCCCUCGAGACUCUCCCGCUCUCCCUGCGCCACUGCGUCGACAUGGUUGCCCGCGACUUGCUGCCCGAAGCCUGCAAGAGGGGCCUGCACUUGGUGUGUCAGCUGGACUGCAGUGUGCCCGAGGUGCUGCUGGGGGAUCCUCUGCGCCUCGCUCAGGUCGUCAGAGAGCUCAUGAGGUUUGGUGCGGCUGCGGUUGCCACUGUUUCUGUCACUGUUUCUGCUGUCUCGGUCAUUCUCGCUGUUGGUGGUGCUGCUGUUGUUGUCGCUGUGCUCGUUUCACAGUUCUCUCCUUUGCUAUCACAUCCCUCUCGCCCUUGCCCUCCCCUCUGUGUCUUCAUCAGGCUGCCCUGUGGUCCGUCUCCCAUCUCUCUGCCUGCCCUGUGGUCCGUCUCCCAUCUCUCUGCCUGCCCUGUGGUCCGUCUCCCAUCUCUCUGCCUGCCCUGUGUUGUGCUCACCCGCCCAUCCCUGCCAUCAGGCCAUGCCAUCCGCACCACUGUAUCAGGCCACAUGGCCUUCAGGGUGUGCUGCGUCCCCAUGCCCCCUCCCACCACCACCACCACCACCAACGCCCAGGGGGCCUCGCCCCUCACCACACCCACGACUGGCAAUGCCGUGACGUCUUCAGAUGCUGCUGCUGUGGCAGCAGCAACUGCUGCGCGGCUGGAUUUUCGUGCGGCAUCGCAUGCUGCUGCUGCUGCUGCGGUGGCAUCGGGCUCAGCAGGCGGGGAAGGUGGGGUGCAGUGCAGGGAGUGGCUUGCUUCGUGGCUGGUUGAGGCCUGUCGUCCUUGCAGUGGCAGCAGUGGGGGCAGUGCCACCAUUCCACCCGCCGCAGCAGCAGCAGCAGCUGCAGGAUCAGAAGGAAUAAGAGAUGGGGAGGGAGGCAGGGAGGAGGCGGAGAGGGGGGUGGGGCAGGUGCAAGCGCUGCUGCGUGAGUUGGAGGGGUGUGUGAGUCGCUUCAAUGAUGGUGCUGUUGUGUGUGCAUCGGUCGAUACUGCUGCUGCUGCUGCUGAUGAUGAUGAUUGUGGUGAUGGUGAUGAUGAGAAGGGGCGCGUGAAUGAGUGGAAAGGAGGGGUGGAACCGGGGGAACGAGAGGAGGAGUCAGCAGUGCCGUCCGUAUGGUGGGUUUGGAGGCAGUCAGAGUUCUGCGGGCGUGUGAAGAACCGACUGCUUGGGUCGAGAGGGGCUGAGUCAGGGUCGCAAGACACUGGCGGCGAUGGGGGUGUAGCUGUCCCCUCUUCUCCCGCUGCCCCCUCUGCCGCCUCUUCUCCCUCUGCCCCUGCAUCCGGUCAUCCUGUUUCCCAGGUAGCAGCGGUAGCAGGUAGCAGAGAAGGCCAUCAAGGAGAGGCGUGUGGAGAGGAAGGGGACAGCAAUGAGGAAGAGGAGGGAGGAGAGGGAGGGGCGGGCAGAGGCGGAGUGGUGGUGGUGAUGGUGUGUGAGGACACGGGCGGUGGUAUACCACCGGAGGAGCUGCAUUGGGUGCUGGACCCGGACGGGCAGGCAGCAGUGCAGGGCAGAGGAAAUGUGCUGCUGCAGCGAGGGGACUCCAACAGAGGGGGCAUGCACCCUCCACUUGCUUCGCCUCUGUCUCCCCUGCAUGGCUCCUUGGACUUCUGGCCUGACUCUGCUGCACCUCCUUCUCAGUCCUCCUCUGCUCCUGCAUGGGAGCCCUAUCCAGUUCGCUUCCUGCUCUCCACAGGCCUGGAGUGGGUGGAUCAUCGCAAGGCCAUCUGCUCGCUUGUGGCGGGCAAGACAGCGCUGCUGCUCGAUGCCAUGCCGCUCAGAGCACAGGCAACGGAGGCGUGUCUGCGCUACCUGGGAAUGGACGUCACUCUGGCAGCCUCGCCCGCGCAGGCCAUGAACCUCAUGCACCACCCACCCACCACCACCACCAGCAGCAGAGGCGGCGGCGGCGGCGGUGGUGGUGGGAGUGUUGAUGCCGGUGGUGGUGGAGGAGGGUGGGACGCAGUGUUUGUUGACAUGGACGUCUCAGGCCCACUCUCAGGCCUCCACGUGGGCGCCCAGAUUCUGCACCACACGGCUCGUGCUGCUGCGUGCUCUCAGGGUGCGGGCAAGGAGCGGGGUACAGAAGGGCAAGAGGCAGGGCGGGCAGUGGUGGUGCUGACGGGGGCGAGGGCAGACAGUGUGGAGAGCGAGCAGGCGGAGAGGAUGGGGUUUGCGGCUGUGCUGCCCCACCCAUGGCUCGUCACUCACACCGCUCACUGCCUGCAGCAUCUCUUCUUUCGCGCUGCAGAGAGGCCGCCUGCCAGUCCACGUGCGUCUGCCGCCGCCAGCCUGCCUCAGUCCAACAGCACCAACACACCUGCUGCCGCGGUGCCCAGUCCCUUAUUGCUGCCCAGCGUAGCGCCAGAGGAGGCUCUGCGGGGGCUGGUGGGGCAGCAGGCGGUGGUGGUGGUGGAUGACAACACUGUCAACCGCGCCGUCGCCAGACGCACGCUGCUCGCCCUCGGGGCGCUUGUGCACGUCGCCGCGGGGGGAUCUCAGGCUCUGGACUGGUUGCGCCAGCAGAUGGCUGCUGCCACCAGUGGGCAGGGGGGUCCGGGGCAUCAGCAGCAGCAGCAGCAGCAGGCGGAGGGGCAAGAGGCAGAGAGUGCUGUGCCGCUUGUGCUGCUAGACCUUCAAAUGCCCGACAUGGACGGCUACGAGACGGCGCGGCGCAUCCGAGCCAUGGAGGCGGAGGCGGCUGCAAGCAACGCCCCGGCGGGUGAAGCUCAUGCGGGGGGCAGCAGGGGGGAGCGGCGGCGGUGGUGUGUGGUGGCGCUGACAGCGGAUGUGGAUGGCGAUGUGCGGCGGGCAUGUGGUCAGGCCGGCAUGGAUGGCGUCGUCGCCAAACCCAUUGUGCCGCGCGACCUCCUCGCUGCUCUCAAGAAUGCGGGCUACCGCAGUUAG